AUACAAGUAAUUAAAUACGCCGCGAAGAAUCGGAGCGCCACCUCGUGGGACGUGUCAGACGUGUCAGUUGUCUUAUAGCUGAGAAGGCUGAGAAGAUAAAGGGGUGACAACGCAGUAAGUAAUUUGGGGCGAGGUGUUCGAAUAAUUGUCUACUUCGAAUGAACGAGUUUUGUAGACCUCGUUAAAAUAAAGAAAUAUGUCAUCUACAGAAGAAACUGAACUGAAAGGUGGUCAUCCACCUGCAGUGAAAGCGGGUGGAAUGAGGAUAACUCAGCAUAAGAGCCCAAAAGACGACAAAGAAGGUAAAGUCACCAAAGAAAAGGAACAAGUAGAGGAAGGUACCACCACGCUAAAGUUAUCCACAAGCCCACCCAAAUCAUUGACUAUUUCGGGGGCCCCGGUGAGAGGCAAUGCAGACUUCCCUGCAGAAGCUGUACAGAGUUUCCAUGAAAAGCCAGUGCCCACACAUGAUUCUCGCCAUGCGACUAAACCUACAGUCAUUCACCAGCCUCGCAAGUAGGUUAUCUGGAGUUGUAAGAUUUUGUUGAAGAUUGUACUAGUUUCUUCCACCAGAGAGAGAGAGAGAGAGCAGUUAAUUGAAAUUUUGAUGUUAAGUGAUUUAUUUUAAUACUACAGUCAAUAUUUUUGAUUAUCCAGUGAAAGAUAGGGUGUAUUUAAACUCACAGAGGCUCAAAAUUUUCUAAGACAGAAUUGUUUCAUAAUUUGUAUUGCUGUUGAUGGAUUUGAUGACAUCUUCACCUACCGGGAGUACUACUAAUAUAUACAUAAAGCGAUAGUGAAGAAGCAAGCAGGUAACAUUGAACUGCCACUUUUAGGCCUGAAUAAGAAUUGUAUGUGGAAGGUUUGUCAGCAUUCCAGUAGUAAUUUCUAUAGUAAAAUGUAGUAUAAAGCUGUUUCCUGUUUUGGAGAACUAUCUGAUGUACAACUAAAUUUGCUGGAUUCCUAAAAUUUUUGUUGGUUCCUUCACAAUAAGCAUUAUCCAAUAUUUUGUUCUACACGGCCAGAUGGCAGAAAAAAUUAAUUUCAUUAAGACAGGUGGCAGUCCUUUGGUUUAUAACCAAUAACAUGCACCUUAGGUGUCAAAUAUCGAGGGUAACUCAAUCUAUUUUUUUUUGUGUGUGUGUGUAAUACUGGUCUACAUUAAAAUGUGACUUGGAGCUCAUUAUAUUGUCACGUGUUGGGUGUUUAUAUUAUUUUUUUAUGUUUGUGAAUUAUAUGGGGAUUCUAUAUUGGUACUUUAUCUUCAGUAUCUAAAUUUCAUUUGAGGAAGACUGAUGAGUAAAUACUUUCCAUACUAGUUAGAAGUAUUUUAAUUAACUAGUAUUUGGUAGUAGAAUGUAAUUUUUACUUUGUAAGUAUGAGAGAUAUUUUUCUUGGUGAACAGGGGGACCAUGCUUAUGUUUAUUUUCUAAAUGAAAUGAUCUUGAACGGAGAGAAAGUUGGGUGUGAUGUGUGCUUGAAA
Cryptotermes secundus is the source of this 1483-nucleotide messenger RNA. RefSeq names its product death-associated protein 1. The transcript is spliced from 3 exons. Bases 197 to 520 code for a protein of 107 amino acids. The record is from RefSeq and is a predicted model, not a curated record. Lineage: Eukaryota; Metazoa; Arthropoda; Insecta; Blattodea; Kalotermitidae. Gene Ontology annotation, biological process: cellular response to amino acid starvation; negative regulation of autophagy; apoptotic signaling pathway. Gene Ontology annotation, molecular function: death domain binding.